This is a messenger RNA of Tarenaya hassleriana, 2002 nucleotides long. Its product is annotated as probable polyol transporter 4. The transcript has 2 exons. Lineage: Eukaryota; Viridiplantae; Streptophyta; Magnoliopsida; Brassicales; Cleomaceae. Gene Ontology annotation, molecular function: myo-inositol:proton symporter activity. Gene Ontology annotation, cellular component: membrane. Gene Ontology annotation, biological process: transmembrane transport. The record is from RefSeq and is a predicted model, not a curated record.
UUUCCUUUUCAGACUUUUCUUCCGUUUGAGUUUUUUAUAAUUUGCUUACGACUGUUGAACAUGACCCACUUGGUUCCAACAAGACAUUAGAAUUGGUCUCCCCUUCCCUUACUCAGCUCAGAUCUGAUCUCCCUCCCGAGAGAUCUAAGCCUUUCUCCAAAAGUCGUCCCCUGAAUUCCUUUUCCGACCCGACGCAACUUCCAAAGUAGCGUAUUGGAUCUGCCGCUUCCGCGUCCGGCGGUGAGUAAUGGGUCUGCCGGAGAAUGGUGACGCAGAGAUGGACUUCCCGGCGGUUUCCAUUGGAAACAAGUACACUAGGUUGGGCUCCGACGCUGCAGAGUCCAGAAGCAGCCGAACCAGGAAAUACGUCAUCGCCUGCGCCAUUUUCGCCUCCUUUAACAACGUUCUUCUCGGCUAUGAUGUCGGAGUAAUGAGCGGCGCGAUACUGUUCAUACAGCAGGACCUCAAGAUAACGGAGGUAGAGACAGAAGUCCUUGUGGGCUGUCUGAGCAUCAUCUCGCUGUUCGGAAGUUUAGCCGGUGGCAGAACCUCCGACGUCAUCGGCAGGAAGUGGACGAUGGCUUUGGCGGCUCUCGUCUUCCAGUCUGGCGCGGCCGUCAUGACGGUGGCCCCAUCCUUCGAGGUUCUGAUGAUCGGCAGAACCUUAGCCGGAGUCGGGAUCGGCCUGGGAGUCAUGAUUGCCCCUGUCUACAUCGCAGAGAUCUCCCCAACUGUAGCCAGAGGCUUCCUCACCUCCUUCCCUGAGAUCUGCAUCAAUCUCGGCAUUUUGUUGGGCUAUGUCUCCAACUACGCGUUCUCAGGACUUUCCCCGCACAUAAGCUGGAGGGUAAUGCUCGCUGUCGGGAUUCUUCCUUCGGUGUUUAUAGGAUUCGCGUUGUUCUUGAUCCCUGAGUCUCCGCGGUGGCUGGUGAUGAAGAACCGAGUGGACAGAGCACGAGAGGUUCUAAUGAAGACGAACGAGAGAGAGGAGGAAGUGGAAGCAAGAAAAAAAAUCCAUUUUUUCAGCUUUAUCCAUGUAGAUAUAUAACACCGAACAGGGAGAGGGUAGAUUUUGAGCCCGUCGCCAGCCGUACGAAAAAUGCUAAUUGUAGGAUUCGGGAUACAAUGUUUCCAGCAGAUCACCGGCAUUGACGCAACGGUCUACUACAGCCCGGAGAUCCUAAAAGAUGCAGGCAUUACAGACGAGACGAAGCUUUUGGCAGCCACUGUUGCCGUGGGUGUCACAAAGACAGUGUUCAUACUCUUUGCAACGUUUCUGAUCGAUAAUGUAGGGCGAAAGCCACUGCUGUACGUGAGCACCAUCGGCAUGACAGUUUGCCUCUUCAGUCUAGGCUUGACCCUGAGUUUUCUUGGGGAUGGAGAGCUAGGAAUCGCAUUAGCCAUUCUGUUUGUGUGCGGUAACGUGGCAUUCUUUUCGGUAGGGAUGGGGCCUGUAUGCUGGGUAUUGACGUCGGAGAUAUUCCCGUUGCGGCUAAGGGCGCAGGCGUCAGCGCUGGGUGCGGUGGGGAACAGGGUCUCGAGUGGGGUGGUAGCCACCUCGUUUCUGUCGGUGUCAGGUGCGAUCACAGUGGGAGGGACAUUCUUGGUGUUCUCAAUAUUGUCGGGGCUCUCAGUUGUGUUUGUGCAUGUGUUUGUGCCGGAGACGAGUGGGAAGUCGCUGGAGCAGAUAGAGCUAAUGUUUCAGGAGAGCAAAGGCGGGGGUGAGGUUGAGCUCGGAGACGCUGAGCGUCUUGUUCACAAGGAUUCUACGUUUUGAACAGAAACUUCCUUUGGAGGGAGCGGAGGAGCUUUUCUUGUUUCUCGUGCUUCAUCCUACACAAAGGCAAAUCAUGUUAUAGAUGGCGUUUUCAUAGAGCCGCAUGGGCAUUUCUUCAUUAAACACGCUUGUAUAAAUUUAAUUUCUUUUCCAUUUGCGAAAAGCAUGCAGAGGCGCAAAUGAGAUUAAAAAUAAUAAUAAAUAGGAAAUGGUCAACGUUUUCUU